AUGAUAAAUUCAAAAAAGAUGCUCGGGGAUGGAAAAGAGGGAACAUCUACAAUACCCGGAUUUAAUCAGAUACAAUUUGAAGGGUUUUAUCGGUUUAUUGAUCAGGGUUUAAUCGAAGAACUUUCGCAAUUUCCAAAAAUUGAAGAUAUAGAUCACGAAAUUGAAUUUCAAUUAUUUGUGGAAACAUAUCAAUUGGUAGAACCUCUGAUAAAAGAACGAGAUGCUGUCUAUGAAUUACUUACAUAUUCUUCUGAAUUAUAUGUAUCCGCGGGAUUAAUUUGGAAAACCAAUAGGAAUAUGCAAGAACAAAGAAUUUUUAUUGGAAACAUUCCUUUAAUGAAUUCCCUUGGAACUUCUAUAGUAAACGGAAUAUACCGAGUUGUGAUCAAUCAAAUAUUACAAAGUCCUGGUAUCUAUUACCAGUCAGAAUUGGAUCAUAACGGGAUUUCGGUCUAUACUGGCACCAUAAUAUCAGAUUGGGGGGGCAGGCUAGAAUUAGAGAUUGAUAAAAAAGCAAGAAUAUGGGCUCGUGUGAGUAGGAAACAGAAAAUAUCUAUUCUAGUUCUAUCAUCAGCUAUGGGUUCGAAUCUAAGAGAAAUUCUAGAGAAU
Messenger RNA from Lycium ferocissimum, 609 nucleotides. Its product is annotated as DNA-directed RNA polymerase subunit beta-like. Gene Ontology annotation, molecular function: ribonucleoside binding; DNA-directed RNA polymerase activity; DNA binding. Lineage: Eukaryota; Viridiplantae; Streptophyta; Magnoliopsida; Solanales; Solanaceae. The transcript has a single exon. The record is from RefSeq and is a predicted model, not a curated record. The annotation marks the transcript as partial. Gene Ontology annotation, biological process: DNA-templated transcription.